AAGAAAGGCAAAGGUAGCACGGUCAUCGAUGGUGUCGACACGUCCAGCAUGUCCCGGGAGCAGCUGGAGCAGUUUGCACUCCGGCUGCGCAACGAGAUGGAACGGGAACGGGAGGAGCGCAAUUUUUUCCAGCUGGAACGGGACAAACUGCGUACGUUCUGGGAAAUCACACGCAAACAGCUGGAGGAAGCGAAGGCGGUCAUUCGAAGCAAGGAGCGCGAUGUCGAGGUAGCGCAGGAGCUUGCCGACCAGGAUACCAAGAACGUCAUGCAGGAGAUGAAGCAUCUGCAGUACGAACACCAGUCGCACAUCGGAGAGUUGAAGGCGGAAAUGAUGACGCAACUUAAAAUGGCACAGGAAGACCACGCAUUGCAGGAACGUGAUCUGUUGAACGAUAAACGCGAGCUGCGUAGACUUCUGCGGGAGAAGGAAGAAAACGGCGAACUUGAGGUUCAACAACUAAAACUGAAACACAGUGAACUUCUAAGUCAGGAACGCGCCGGAUUUAAGGAAGAAAUUGAAGCAAUGACAAAACUAUACGAACAGAGACUACAAAGCUACAAGGAAGAAGCUGAGAUUCGUCACGAAAUGGAACUGUCCGAGGUGGAGGAACGCAAGAACGCGCAAAUCUCAGAACUUAUCCACACCAACGAGAAUGCUUAUAAGGAGAUGAAAGGUUACUACAACGAUAUCACAUUGAACAAUUUGGCUCUAAUCAACAGCAUGAAAGAACAAAUGGAAGAAAUGCGCGUGCAGGUCGAUAAAGACUUGAAGAACCAUUCGGAAGUAAUGGCAGAAAAUCGAAGGCUUGUAGAACCGCUAAAACAAGCCCGCACGGAGCUGAUUGAACUCCGCAAGAAACUGCAGUACUACGAUCGGGACAAGGCAACUUUAAAUCGUGUCAAAACACGUCUCAGCACAACUCAAAAACAACUGAGCAGUCUAAAACUUGAAUCAGAUGUACUGCAGAUGCGCUGCGAGAAGCUAGUUGAGGAACGCGAUCAACUAAAAAGCAUGUUUGAAAAAUCAAUUCUAGAACUUCAGCAAAAGUCUGGUCUGAAAAACUCCCUUCUGGAACGCAAACUGGAGUACAUCGAGAAGCAAACGGAACAACGGGAAGCCAUCCUAGGUGAGGUACUAUCGCUCGCAGGAAUCGAGCCGCAGUCGUUGAGUAUUCGUAUUGAAAAGCUUCUGGUGCAGAAAAAUGACAAAAUUCAAGACCUGCGGUACGAGUUUGCCCGUGUCAGUAAAAUGUACGACGAUCUGCUCUCGAUGAUCGAAGCAAAACUGUCCAAGUUUGGUAUUACGUUGAAGGAUCUCGAAUUGAGCAGUUUACGUUUGGAGAAGUGA
Molecule: messenger RNA, 1350 nt
Organism: Sabethes cyaneus
Lineage: Eukaryota; Metazoa; Arthropoda; Insecta; Diptera; Culicidae
Gene: Gas8
Product: dynein regulatory complex subunit 4
Exons: 2
Coding region: 49-1350 (433 amino acids)
Biological process (GO): cell motility
Cellular component (GO): microtubule; Golgi apparatus; motile cilium
Molecular function (GO): small GTPase binding; microtubule binding
Source: RefSeq, a predicted model, not a curated record